AUGUCAGACCAAAAUUUUAGUCUCUAUAUCCAUCUCCCUGAGAUUAGUAGCGGCCAAGCGAGUGUACGAAUAUACGAGGAAUCGGUGUUUGAGAAAUGCCUGUCCAGCAGUGGAGUGUUCGAUUCUCUGACGGACCCUAUGGGGAACUCGGUGGAUGUGAGUACCUUAGAGGGCUUGGUGUUCGCUGUUACAACAAUACUACAAAGCGGGACUAUAUGCUCAUACAAGGAUGCAUAUGUGUCUUGUAUUAAAACGGAUCUACCUUCCUCCUCAUAUGCCGUGGAUGCCCGGCUCAAAAGUGUCAUCAACGUAACCAAGUUCGAAUUGGAGAUAAACAGCAUAUGCAGCACAGACAUUACAAGUCUGACCACUGCUGUCCAGAGUUGUGCAUCAGACUUCACUACAAUCAGAACUUCCUGUAUAACUGUUGAUUAUUCCUCUGAUGCCAACUUCUGUGCAAACACAAUACCUUCCCUUCUGGAGUGCCUUACAACCUAUUGUGGAACAACUUUAUCAGGAUUUGUUCGCCAAGAAGUCAUCAAUACUUUUUCUCAGUCAUGUUUGGAUGAGUUCAUUACAACAACCACUGUUUCCACCACAACUAGAUCAACAACCAGCACUAUUCAACCAACAACCAUACAAACCACAGCAACAGAAUCAACCACAAUCACUCCUCAAAUUUCCACUCAGACAACCACAAUGGAAUCCACCACCACUGCACCUCCCAUAACCUCAACAGAGUCAGACACAACCACUACUAAACCCACCACAACCACUACACAACCUAUCACAACCACUACUCAACCCACCACAACCACCACACAACCUAUCACAACCACUACUCAACCCACCACAACCACUACACAACCUAUCACUACUAUGCAACCCACCACAACCACUACACAACCUAUCACAACCACUACUCAACCCACCACAACCACUACACAACCUAUCACAACCACUACUCAACCCACCACAACCACUACACAACCUAUCACAACCACUACUCAACAGACCAGCACACAAUCCACCACAACCACCACUCAACCCACCACAGCCACUACUCAACAGACCACCACACAACCCACUACAAUAACAACUCAACAGACCAGUACACAACCCAUCACAACCAUUUCUCAACAAACCAUCUCACAAUCCACCACAACCACUACUCAACCCAUCACAACCACUAUUCAACAGACCACCACACAACCAACCACAACCACUUCUCAACCAACCACAACUGUACAGACCACCACACAACACACUACAACCACUUCUCAACAAACCACCACACAACCCACCACAACCACUACUCAACAGACCACAGCCACCACUCAACCCAUCACAACCACUUCUCAACAGACCACCACUCAACCCACAACAGAAUCAACUGUUACUACAACUCAGACAACAACUAUACAACUCUCCACAACAGAAUCUACUACUACGCAAUCAACUUCCACACAAUCAACGUCUACAGACUUAGAGACCACAGCUGCUACAUCAAGCAGUGCCACAGCAACUCAGCCUUAUCCAAACAUGGACAGUGGAUGUACCAAAGUUUCUGUUACUAUGAAAACAAUCUCAUUGGUUUUAUUCCUUACCGUGCUAAAUUUUACUGAACCAUUCCAAUAAAAUCUCAAAUUGCUUAUGACACAAUAAUUUAUCAAUGGAU
Messenger RNA from Saccostrea cuccullata (small rock oyster), 1678 nucleotides. Its product is annotated as mucin-2-like. The transcript has 5 exons. NCBI's taxonomy places the organism in Eukaryota, Metazoa, Mollusca, Bivalvia, Ostreida, Ostreidae. The coding region runs from base 1 to 1638 and encodes 545 amino acids. The record is from RefSeq and is a predicted model, not a curated record.